Molecule: messenger RNA, 3069 nt
Organism: Dacryopinax primogenitus
Lineage: Eukaryota; Fungi; Basidiomycota; Dacrymycetes; Dacrymycetales; Dacrymycetaceae
Product: inositol polyphosphate phosphatase
Exons: 20
Coding region: 1-3069 (1022 amino acids)
Biological process (GO): phosphatidylinositol dephosphorylation
Cellular component (GO): membrane; cytoplasm
Molecular function (GO): phosphatidylinositol-3,5-bisphosphate 5-phosphatase activity; phosphatidylinositol-4,5-bisphosphate 5-phosphatase activity
Source: RefSeq, a predicted model, not a curated record
AUGCAUCUCUAUUUGAGAGACGAGCCAAGAACGUUAAUGCUGGUGACAAGUUCGGAGGAGGAACGACGAGGCUCUCCUUCCAGAGUGCUGCUGUUUCGGGCUGCUGAAGGGCGAGAGGCAUCAUCCAAAGCAGUGGUGGAAUUACUACACAAGAAAGAUGUCGACCUAAACGGCGUAACGCGUCUCUGCCAUAGGCCGGUUCAUGGGACGCUUGGACUGAUUAACGUUGCGAAUGAGCUUUUCUUGGCCGUUGUUACCUCUGCUAGUGAGAUUGGAGACAUCCGAACUUCAACCCAGACCGAAAGCGUGCAACGUAUCAAUACCGUGAUGUUCUACAGUUUGAACUCGGCGACUUUUGAUGACUUGAUUAUGGCUGCGACCGAUAUGCCCUUGAGCCCAUCACUUCAGGACGUCACCGAUGCGGAACGCGAUCCAUACAGCCCUGCGUAUGGUAGCUCAACCCCCCAGCAGACAACUGCUUACGAUCACCCCUGUGCCCCUCUGACCAAGAUAUUGUCGGGAGGCACAUUCUAUUAUGCCGCACUGCCAUUUUGGGAUAUCUCAUCUCGCUUGGAGAAGCGACUGAAGAAUAAGUCUGCUGCCAAAGAUCUGAAAAGUUUUGAUCAGCGAUUUGUCUGGAAUGAGCAUGCUGUGCAGAGCCUUCUGGACUUCAGAGAUAGGCUUGACCAGAUAGAGCGAGACGAAUUUGAUCGCUGUGAGUUCAUUAUCAUGGCCAUCCAGGGCUAUGUUGGCAGUUUCAAGAUUGCCCUCCCUGCUCCACCUUCUGAAGGAAAGCCUGUCAUAGCCACUAUCAGUUUGAUCUCACGGCUGGGAUGGAAGCGUGCGGGUACUCGAUUCAACACUAGAGGAUUGGAUGACGAGGGAAAUUGCGCUAACUUUGUUGAAACCGAGACGCUAUUCAGCACAGAUGAUGUUUGCUUGAGUUUUGUUCAGGUCAGAGGGAGCGUUCCAGUGUUCUGGGAACAACAAGGUGUGCAAGCGUUCGGCCAGCGCAUUCAAAUCACCCGACCCCCUCUGGCUCAACAGCCAGCUUUCGAGCGACACGCUGCGCAGCUCGUAGAGGAGUACUCCUCCUUUCACGUCGUAAAUCUACUGGGGCAGAAAGAGAAUGAAGCGAUCCUCACAUCUGCGUAUACCGAUCUGAUGCGAAAAGCUCAGGCAAAUGCUUCAGAAGAUGCCAUGGGUAUGACAAACUUUGAUUUCCAUGCUCAUGUGAGAGCCGGGGGCCACGAGAGUGUUCAAGAGCUCGCACGACUCGACGUAAUCCGUAGCUUCAUAGAGAGGAGUGGAUUUACGAUCGCUGAUAUGGAACUUGGAGAAGUCGUCACUCAGCAACAGGGCGUAUUCCGGACAAAUUGCCUCGAUUGCCUGGAUCGAACGAACUUUGUACAAGACAUUUUCUCACGAGAAGUCCUGCAAAUAUAUUUCCGGCAGAACCACCGAGCCAAUGAAGGUUCCCAUGCUGUGUGGAGUUAUCAUAGGGAACUAUGGGCUGAAAAUGGAGACGCACUGUCUCGGAUCUACGCUGGCACUGGCGCGCUGAACACCAGUUUCACAAGAAGUGGCAAGCGCACGCUCGGCGGUUUCUUAUCGGAUGCCACCAAGAGCGUAGGAAGAAUGUACAUCAAUAAUUUCCAGGAUAAAGGCAAACAGACGGCCAUCGACAUGUUUCUCGGAAACUUGGCCGGUCAACAGGUGGUGACGAUAUACGAUCCCAUACAUGACGCGGUGAGAUUGGAAUUGGCUCAGAGGCUGUCCGAGUAUUCCGAGCGUCGUCAGAUCUUGGUAUUCACAGGUACAUGGAAUGUCAACGGACGACCUCCGUCAGAGUCAAUCAUGCCCUGGCUAUUUCCUCGACCAGAUUCCCCUGUCCCGGAUAUUAUAGCGUUAGGAUUCCAGGAGAUUGUGCCCCUCACUGCCCAGCAAGUCGUGCAGACUGACCCAGAGAAGAAACGCGAUUGGGAGCUACUGAUUCUCGACACUUUGAUGAACCGACCUGAUUGCAAGACUGAUUAUAUCCUGCUGCGGAGUGAACAGUUGGUCGGAACUGCUCUGAUUGUUCUGGUGAAAACCGAGUUAGCUUCGGUCAUCAAGAAUGUGGAGGGGGCGAGCAAGAAGACUGGGUUACGCGGUAUGGCUGGUAACAAAGGGGCAGUGGGCAUACGCCUCGAAUACUACGAAACACCAUUUUGCUUCGUCACUGCACACCUGGCUGCCGGACAUGCAAAUGCCCAAGAAAGAAACGAUGACUAUCGAACAGUAGUGCAUGGACUGCACUUCCAGCGGGGAAAGACCAUCGGUAGCCACGAGAAUGUCAUUUGGAUGGCUGAUACGAACUAUCGGAUUGACCUUUCUAACGAAGAAGUCCGCGGUUUGAUUGAAGCUGAUGCUUUGGAUGAGCUUUUGGCUGCGGACCAGCUCACCCAAGCAAGGGAUAUGCACGCGGCUUUUGCUGGCUAUGACGAGGGACCCGUCUUGUUCAGGCCAACAUAUCGAUAUGACUUACAUUCAGACGACUAUGAUACCAGCGAGAAGCAGCGCAUACCUGCCUGGACAGACCGCAUUUUGUACCGAGGCUCUGAUCUGGAUCUUUCAGUCUAUUCCAGGGCGGAACUUAAGACGUCGGACCAUCGUCCAGUCUUUGCAAUAUUUCGUGCACAGGUGCGGGUGAUCGAUACCAUGAAGAGAGCAGCAUUACGGGAGGAGUUGCUUCAAAAGGUGCGGGCCACCACGGAAGGCGAGACACUGGACCAGAAAUUGCAGCGUAUGACAGUCAACGGGGACGAAUUGCCUCCUCCCAGUUCAGAUGAGAACGCUUGGUGGGACAGCCCGAAUCAUCCUGACGGUGUGGUUUCAGCCGUGCCUCCACCGCCACGAGGGAUCCUAUCCACUAACCCUUUCGACCUCGACAUUGACAUAGCUUCCUCUGAGUCAGACGAGGAACUGUAUUCGGCAGCAGCGACUUUACCCGUUCCAUUGACACCAAGUAGACGACCUAUGCCUCCCCCUCCGCCACCGAAACCUGCCUCAUUGUCCUCGCCUAGAUAG